AUGUCAUCCUACGACAAGGUGGUCAAGGCGGCCACGAAGUCGAAGGCUGGCGCGCCGAAGCCAAAGCACAUGGACCCCAUCAUCGCCUCUUCUUUCUCCUCGGAUGGCAGCCUGCAAGACAUUACUCGUAGUCUGGCCUUGAGGCUGCGUGAACCUAGCAGUAUCGUGAGUGCAGCUUGUCCGAUGCUCGUAGGCCAAGUGAGAUGCUGACCACCGUUGUACGCGCGCAUACAUUUAGGUCGUAUUCAAGGCGCUGUUGGUUUUGCACACACUUAUCAGGAACGGUGGUGUCGACAACGUCUUGCGGCAUGUGUCAAGCGAGAAUGGCAGCUUGAAACUGAAGAACGUGGCAGCAGGGGGCAAUUGGCAAGGUGCGCCUUUGCAUCGCUCUGGUGUGGUUGCUUGUUCGCAAAUGUACUGACGCAGCUUUGCAUCUCCUCUCUCUUCUGAUCCUGCGGGCAGGCUAUGACGCCCCUCGAUCAUUGCCGUCCUACUCGCUUUACCUGGAUAGCCGCGUCAGCUACUAUCGAGAGAUGCAUCACGACGUGAUCCGCUCGUCUGAUGCUGCCAGGACAAAUGGGGGAGACGGAGGUGGAGGCGGACACAGGCUCAGAAGACUGACGGUAGACAGGGGCUUGCUGCGAGAAGUUUCAAAUGCUCAGAAGGUCUGCUCCAGGCUCCUUGACUGCUCGGUGAGCCUCUUCGCGCGCAUCUCUAUCAAGACCUGUGGCUGAUGACUAGCUGCUUGCUCCAUCACACUGCUCCCACAGUUCUUCUUUGACGAUCUGAACGAUGACAUGUCCAUCACGGCGCUUCGCAUGGCGCUUAAAGACCUGUUCGCGCUGUACACAGCCAUCAACGAGGGUAUGAUCAACAUCUUGGAGCACUACUUCGAGAUGUCCAAACCUGAUGCAGAGAGGGCGUUGGAGAUCUACAAAAGGUUCACACGCCACACAGAAAAAGUUGUUGCAUACUUGCAGGCUGCUCGCAAAGCUGCUUACUCCCUCAAUGUCGCAAUACCGAACCUCAAGCAUGCCCCUACGAGCCUGGCCGGGGCCCUUGAGGAAUACUUGAAGGAUCCAAAUUUUGAGCAGAAUAGAAAAGAGUACGCUGCCAAUCGAAGGGCGGCAAACGGCUUGCCCCCCAAGCCCGAGAGCAAAGUACCAGCGAGCGAAAGCAAAAAAAGCAGUGAGCACAGGGCUGAGAGGUCACGACCUAUUUUCGCACAAGCUGACACGUGACCCUUUGCUUGCACUGACUUGUUGCCUUCGCCUCAGUCACUUUCAAAGAGCCGACAGCGGCAGAGAAGGAGAAAGACAAGCCGUCCUCACCUGCUGCAACGGAGGUCAAGCCACCCACUGGCAACCAAGCGCUGCAAGACUUCUUCGAGUCUAUUGAGAGCGAGCAGCAGUCUAUCUUUGGCCCCAGUGGACCGAGUACCUCACAAUUUGGCUUCCCACAGCAGCAGCAAGGUCUAGCACCCCAAAUGACUGGGUUCCCAUUGGGCGCAGGCGGAUUUGGCGGUGGUUCCAUGCAACCGCAGAUGACGGGCUUCAACCCUUUCUUCCAACAGCAGCAGCAGCAGCAGUCUUUUCCCGGUCAGCAGUUCCAACAAGGUGGUAUGGGGGGGCUUCAACCUCAGAUCACCGGCUUUGCACCUGGUGGCUUCCUUGGAGCACACCCCACCGGGAUGCUGCAGCCGCAGAUGACUGGGAUGAAUCCUUUCCGCCAGAGCAUGAUGAUGGGCCCGCAGCCAACGGGAAUGGGCUCGCCUUUCGGCGGUCAAGCGUUCUCUCAGCCGCCUCAGCAACAGCAGCAGCAGCAGACACCUCAGCAUUCCUCAGCGCCUGACCUGUCUGGACUACCACCACAGGAGCAGACAGCGUCAUCUGCUUUCGGCUCGAACAACGCGUUCGCUUCUACAUCAGCAGCUCCGCCGGCUUCGAAUGUUGCAGCGGGCCAGUCUCUGGGCGCUCCAGCGAAGCUCUUACCUCAAAAGACCGGCUCGAACAAUCCUUUCAAACCUCCUCCUGGCUCAACUCCUCCCCCUUCUCCGCCUCCGACCAACAAAGGACCCACCUUGCAGCAGCUUGCAAUGGGUGCUUUUGGUCCCCCGCAACAAGGCGGGGGCGUGUACGGGCUAGGUCACGGCGCCUGGAACCCUACUGCGCAACAGCAAAUUCAACCGCAGAAUGCCGGUGCGAAUGGAGCUUCGCAGCUCCAGACCGGACCAGGUUCGCAAUCGCAAACCCAAGCUGUAGUCCCCAUGAAGACCGGCCUUAUCAGCUCUGUAGCGUCUGAAUUCGCGUCGGGCAGAGGGAAUGCGGCUAGCCCUGCCCCGACAACGCAACCAUCCAGCGCGCCUGCUGCAACGUCUCCCAGCCUUAAUGCUGCAUCUUUGACCGGGCAACAAGGAGCUGGUGCAUCGUUGGCUUCUCCCUUUGCAGCGAUGUCAGUCAACGGCAGCAACGGCUUUGCCCCGCCUUCACCGCUUGCGCCCCAAAAGACUGGUUUUGCCGGCUCAAAGUGAGUUCUAGUGCCAGGUAUACGAGGCAUACAAGUAUCAGACAAUACAUACUGACUUCUGGAAGUCAUUCGCUUGACCGUGUAGUAUCAAGCCAUUCCAGCCAACUUCUUCUUUCGGAGCUUCGCUAGCCGCAUCGUCCUCGUUUGCCCCCUCACCGUCUCUUUCUCCAGCUCCGACGUCGGGCUUGCCACCCAACAUGACGGGCAAUCCCUUCGCUUACAGCACUUCCACGCAACAACCUAGUCAACCAGCUACAGCCCCGCAGGCGCAGAGCAACGAAGACUUUCCCUCAUUUGCUUCUGCAGCCAGCGCCUCUUCAGGGACUCCGGCCGCCUCCAACUUUGGACUUAAUCCUGCUGGCUUGAGUUUGCCGCCCACUAAUCCCUCCUACCUUCCUACGCAGCCGACAGGUUUCGGUGCAAGUCUCUUUGGCUCAACCUCCACACCCUCAUCUGCACCGUUUCAAGCGUCUGCUCCAUCAGCAAAUACCACAUCGUUUGGCUCGAAUGCGGCCUUGGCCCCACAGCCCACUGGUUUUGCGGGCUCGAACGUGAAGCCGUUCCAGCCUACCUCUGCCUUUGGCAACGCUACUUUAAUGAAUCUCAACCAGCAAAACGGGCAGCAGGCACAGAGUCCACAGCAAGGACAAUCUCAGCAACAACCAAUCACUGGAACGCUGUUUUAG
This is a messenger RNA of Ceraceosorus bombacis, 3212 nucleotides long. The record is from the annotation of a GenBank genome assembly. Lineage: Eukaryota; Fungi; Basidiomycota; Exobasidiomycetes; Ceraceosorales; Ceraceosoraceae.